Linum trigynum is the source of this 1499-nucleotide messenger RNA. NCBI's taxonomy places the organism in Eukaryota, Viridiplantae, Streptophyta, Magnoliopsida, Malpighiales, Linaceae. The record is from the annotation of a GenBank genome assembly.
UUGGGUUCAUUACACUCUUCUGGAGGCAGAGGGCUCCACUGCGAUAUAUGGGCUUGGUGAGAAUUCAAGGAGAAGAGGACGCAGACGGUUUUUGGUAUCACUGGUGGGUCACGACUCACGAAAUCGGAGUGGGUUUUUGUAUCACUGGGCGGCGGCGAUGCGAUUCAGUGGUCGGAGGGGAUGUCGAGAUCGGAGGUGGCCGGGCUGGCGACGUUCGAGCUAGUGGCGGUGGUCGGGGCGCCGACGUCGUGGUCGUCUUGACUCUCUGUAACUCUGUUUGCUCAACCGGCUGGCCCGGCUCGUCGUCGACGAAGGAUAGGUAGAGACUAGAGAGAAAGAGAGAAUGUCGACUCUGAGUCUCGACUAAGAGGAAACGAAUAGAUUUUUUUCAUUUUCUUUUCAGUUUUGUUUUUCUUUUUUUAAUUAUUUGGGUUUGGAUUUUUUAACCCAAGUUCAGGGGUAAAACCUAAGUAAACCCAACAUAAUGAGUAUGGGUAUUGACCCAUCUGACUUUAUCCAUUUACACUUUAAUUGGAUUUCAGACCAACCCAAAUGGGUUGGAUAGUUAUAAACCCCAUGGGCAUGGGUAUAAUUGCAAGCCUCCAGUAGGCAGUAGGAAUGACAAUGGGCAGGUCCUGGGUCAAGUUCGGAUAAUUUAUCAUGGGUCGCGGGCAGCGGCGGAUCCAGGAUACAUUAGAGCCCUGGGCCGCAUUUAGGGGCGGAGAGAAAGUGCAAUUGGAUGGGUCCUGAAAACCCACCGAAAAAUUGUCAAAUUACUGACCAUAUAUACGUGGAGCAACGUUAAUAUAGUUCUUGCAUACAGUUCUUCUCCAUGUGCACAGAGUACGAUGAGGUUCGACUUUUUCGGUUAGUUUUUCGGCGAUCGUCAUUUUUUAGGAUUGUACAAGUUUUUUGGAAGUUGUUGAGUUCGAUAUUUAUUGUAUUUAGUGAAAAAUCCUCUCUCAAAGGCAUAUAUAAACAAAUUUUGAGUUUUGAAUUUUUUUAAGUUGGUGGCAAAUAGUAGUCAUAUUGACAGCAAAUAACAUGCAUCUUUUUUAGUAGUCGUACUGGCAGCAAAAAAACAUAAGAAAAACCUAAUUACUAUUAACCUUACUAGACCACUAACAUACGUAUUACUUGGCCCAUGCAAGCAAUUCUGACCACAUACAAACAAAUAACAUACUUGGCCCAACCCAACUUCAUCUGACAAUUGGCGGGAGCAGGUCUCCUUUAAUUUGUCCACUGACAUUGGUUUUAUUACUUAUUAGUUGCAGGGAGUUUGGAGUUAGGUUUUGGGUUGGGACUUGACUCGGGAAAAGAGAGGGUUUGGCCCAAAGAGAUGAAGGCUGGAAGUAUAGCUAAUAGGUGUCAAUGGUUGCGGAUCAGAGCAGGCCGACCCAAAGGGUAUGCAAUUUAUAUGGAAAACAUUAGAAAUAUUCGUUAAUUUCAUUAUAAGAUCAAGAAAACAAAUCAUAUUAUAAUAAAUGUAGUUAAAUUAU